Messenger RNA from Colletotrichum lupini, 321 nucleotides. RefSeq lists its product as uncharacterized. Bases 1 to 321 code for a protein of 106 amino acids. The record is from RefSeq and is a predicted model, not a curated record. Lineage: Eukaryota; Fungi; Ascomycota; Sordariomycetes; Glomerellales; Glomerellaceae. The transcript has a single exon.
AUGUCCAAGAAUGCGAGGCGAGACGAGACGAGGGGUGCAAGUGCGAGGCUCGGCCAAAAGAUGACGCUUGAAGGUGGGCAUGAGCCGGAAAGGCGAAAUGUUUCAUGUGCUUCGGGCUGCGUUGGCUGCGUAGGGAACUCCCUGAAGAAUUGGUGGGAGAUGAGGCGGUGCGUAUGGCACUGGCGGGGGGCCCUCCAAUAUGCGAGUCCCAGAUAUUCUGUAUGGAGUACGCUGUAUCUGUAUAGGCGUAUGGGACCCUGGGGAAACUUCUUCGACGACGACGAGUGUUCAAUGCGUGUGGCACUACUCCGUAAAUGGUAG